AGCAGAUUUGCGCCCGGGAAACAGCGGUGCCGGCAAUACAAGGGCUAUGGGACAGCCGCCUCCCUUGUCAAGCAGCACCACCAACCCAUACAUUUGAAUACCAGCCAACAAUCGAAAUUAGUGCCCCCAGGAUAGUCCGAAUCCCUUGUCUCGAAAUUACCAUCCGUGCACAGGCAAACUUCUUCUUGCAUGUCCUCUUGUAGUUCAACAACUCGAAGCUAUUUGGGCAGGUAACAUUCGUGGUCCAUUUCGCUGCGGAUAGUCUACAUCGCCCAAUAGUUGCAACCAGCGCACCAUCGCCUUACAAGGGAUAUGAUUCAUUCGUCCGAACGAGCAAUAGGUAUGGCCCCGUCAAACGCAACGUCAGCCGUAGCUAGAGUUUUGCCGUUGGAACUCGUCGCUCCGUCACACUCUAUAACCCACGAGAUGCUUCGCUUUUGAAACCAUCACGGCUAAGGGUCACUCGUUAUCAACAAGUACAUACUUUCCACAAUGUCGUUCGCCAUUUUACUGGGGCUCUUUCUUGCAGUGAUUCGGAGGUGGUCUCGGGAAGUCUCUAGCCCAGAUCUUGUAUUUUGGUUUUGCAGCGCAGGAUUUAUGUUCGAUGAACUUGUAGGGUUCAACGAGCAUGGAUCCAACCUCUGAUGAACUUCUGGAACACUUUUGAUGUGGGCAUAAUGCUCAUGUUGUUUUGCUCUCAUUGUUUGAGAAUAUAUCUGAUCCACUCAAACAAUUCAUUUCAAGCAAUGCAUAUGAUAUUUUAGCCGCCAAUGCAGUUCUCCUCCUCCCACACCUCUUCUCCGUUCUCGACCACUGCCGCUAUUUUUCGCAGCUUCGAAUCGCCUUCCGUAUGAUGGCUGCUGACCUUGUUGCCGUUUUCACACACUGAUAGUCAUCUCCACUCUCAACACCAUGACCAAAAUGUUUCUUCCACUCUAGCCAUGAAACUAGGCUCCGAUAUUGGCGACAUCAAAGCCGUCGGUGGUGGUUUCAUCGGGACGAUCCCGUCCAGCUUUGUGACUAAAAUGGCAAAUACGACUAGCGGUUUACGACGGCUUGCUCCAACAAGCAUUGAGUAAAUUGGUGUUGGCGCGGUUGAAGGCGCUUGAGGAGGAUUUCGGGAGGUUAUUUGGGAGGUCAAAGGAUUGAGACGGGAGGGUGGACAUGAUCGCGAAAGCGAACAUGAGCGGGAUACGAGAAGGAGGAAAAGCGUGAAUUUUUCGAAGAAGGGGGAAUGGGGCCGGCAGUGGUUACAGUAGAGUAGGGCGAACACCAAGAUUAGGUCUGGUUCUGGUAAUUAAGGUGUCUGUGAUGGUCAAACUCGUGAAUGAUGGUAGAUGUAGGAGGAAGGUAGCCAAGCGGGAGUAAAUAUUCAGGGGCGGUGGUUCGCUGUAAUUAGUUUGGGCGUUUCGGCAUUCAUCUACAGUAUCGUGUCUGGUCGAG
Histoplasma capsulatum G186AR is the source of this 1443-nucleotide messenger RNA. RefSeq lists its product as uncharacterized. Lineage: Eukaryota; Fungi; Ascomycota; Eurotiomycetes; Onygenales; Ajellomycetaceae. The coding region runs from base 942 to 1079 and encodes 45 amino acids. The transcript is spliced from 2 exons. The record is from RefSeq and is a predicted model, not a curated record.